Coccidioides posadasii C735 delta SOWgp is the source of this 2559-nucleotide messenger RNA. The record is from RefSeq and is a predicted model, not a curated record. Lineage: Eukaryota; Fungi; Ascomycota; Eurotiomycetes; Onygenales; Onygenaceae.
AUGUUGUCAGAUAUUCAAGUAUUUGUGCGGUGGAAAGAUCAAGCUAUUUUCGCUGGCGAGAAUGUCGAAUGCACAAUAACCUUUAAGCACGUCACUCCUGGUGAUUCGGGAGCUGAUGGUAAAGGUUCACAGAAGCAUUAUAGGGGUGGAUCUCGGCCAAUAAACGUGAUUGAAAAUGGAGCCCAUUACUCUCCUGCAAGAUCUCUGAACCCUUUCUCGUUUAAUAGUAACAGUCGUCGGCCUGCAUCUCUUGGACAGAGAGCGUGGAAUGGCGCCGAAAAAGGGCAUCGCCCAUCGGCAUCACUGAGCUCCCCACUCCCAUUUAGCAACAGCUUUCCACCGAGUGCUGCUACUGGUGCUAGCAAUGGAAGACCCUCCGGACACGGCCACAGGAGAUCAGUCUCCAUUAUCUCCUUGGAGCAGCCGGAUUUAAACCCUGAGCGGAAGUCGAUUCCAAGCCCCUUUAGCCCUAGACUGGCAAAGGGACAUGCUCGGUCGGCGAGUUUUCAAGUUCCCACGAGAAGGAAUGAUGUUUUUGGCAACGGAACACAGUCCGGUAAUUACUCUCACUCUUCUCCUUCCGCUGGACUGAGCUCUAAGAGUAAAUUUGCAGCACCGCGUUCUCCGCUCCCGCAAGUCUCGUCAGUUAAUUCACCUUCCAGUUUGUCUCUACCGUCUGUCGGAGGCGAAGGAGGCCCUUCUCGAGUUCCCAGUCGUUCUCCCACUUCGAACCCGAGUCGUCGCCCUCAUCGAUCCCGACAAAAGCGUGGAGAUUCAUUCCCGAUGGAUUUUAAGUUCCCCCAGGCUCCGCCAUCGCGAGAUGAGACCGAAAAUAGUGGUUCAGCGAUGUCAAGCAGUUCCCGAAUUAACGAAGAUGGCCCAAGCUCUGACUUAUUCCCUUCCUCACCGGUUCCAAAUGUCCGACCAAAGAGGUCCCCUGAGCCACCGGGACACCUGACCCCAGCAAUAAAAAUUCUAUCCAAUUCUAUUGUCGAUGGGAGUACCAGAAGUAGUGGCGAAUUCUAUUCGUUGAGUAAUAACUCGACUGAAACCCUAGAGUCCGAGUAUGUAAUACCACCGAUGAGCCAGCCGCGGCUUCCCCUCCGCCAUAGAAGGCAUUACUCCAAUCUAGAUUCUUUGCCAGGGAGCCAAAUCUCGCAAUCUCAGAGAUUGCUCAUGGGCUAUGCCCAAGUCAGCGCUUCCUUUACCGUUGAUGGAUCCUUGGUGAACCAAUCUAUCUUUGAGGAAGUUAAACGUAACGCGGUCAUGGGUACCCAAGGACAUAGGGAUGCAUCCUCGAAAAUGGAGAAGCCACGACAAGGAUUCUGGGGAAACCUAGGACUGGCAGGUGUUAGUGACUCCAUCAGCGGCUUAUUAUCAGGCGGAGAGUUGAAUGGUCUACGCGAAAUGAGAGGUGUAUCCUCUUCUCAGUCUAUUCCGUUGCUGUCUACCCCGCAAUCACUCCUUUUCGUGGAUUUGGGUUUAGGCCCUGGAGAGGAGAAGUCCUUUUCUUUUUCAUUUACUUUACCAAAAGGUUUACCUGCGACCUACAAGGGUAAAGCUAUGAAUUUCUCAUACAAUCUUAUUAUCGGCACACAACGAACUGCCAAUGCGAAAGAUGUUCAGCGGGUCCAUCGUAUAAACAUUCCAUUCCGUGUUCUUAGCGGCGUAGAUGGCCAAGGAUCUGUAUUAGGCCAUGACCUUAUGCGUCCAUAUGUCUUACUAAGAGACGAAGCGCGCGUGCGAAAGGUUGAGGUUAGCUCCCCGCUUCCGGCAAAGCCAAAGAGUAUCAGCACCAAACAAUGGACAUCAGCAUCAGAAUUUUUAUCUUACGUUGACGAAAUCCUGGGGACGCAGCCCCGCCGCGGGUCGUUUAAUUCUAUAACAAGCCCUCCAGAAGCCCUCCCCAGUCAGGAAUCCGCUGACAGGGCGUUCUCUUGUAAAGAUACUAUUGAUAUGGCAAUUCUACGGAGUAACCAAUCCUGCGCAUCAGGGCAAAGCACAAACCGUUUCGAAAUAUCGCGCAACGGUCGACGUAUUGCUGUGGUUGUAUUGAAUCGGCCAGCUCACCGCCUUGGAGAAACAGUCGUGGCGACAAUUGAUUUUUCCAACGCUGCACUCCCUUGCUACUGUCUUCGCGGCUCACUAGAGACUUACGAGAAAGUGAACCCAACGAUUGCUCUCCGCUCCAGUACGAGCAUUACGAGAGCGACUCGAAAGGUCCACGCUACCUGCUUUGAUAACACUUUAUUCUCCACAAAGGUUGCAUUUAUGCCCUCGAUUCCAGUCUCAGCGACACCAACGCUCAUAACGUCCGGAGUCAACCUAGAGUGGCAGCUUCGCUUUGAAUUUGUGACGUGUGGAUUGCACCACGAGGAAGAUGCUGGGGUUUCCGGGAUAAAUCUGCUUGAAAUAGUAGAACGAGAUGAUAGAGGAGCUGUGUUUGCUGCGUUAGAGAAUGUGCUGUGUCAGUCUUUCGAGGUCUCCAUUCCCUUGACUGUGUAUGGAGACACUAUCCACGAGCCUGAGAGUGAGGAAUUACAAGGGUAUCCGAUAUAG